This is a messenger RNA of Grammomys surdaster, 652 nucleotides long. It is a transcript of the gene Pirt, whose product is annotated as phosphoinositide interacting regulator of transient receptor potential channels. Gene Ontology annotation, molecular function: transmembrane transporter binding; phosphatidylinositol bisphosphate binding. The record is from RefSeq and is a predicted model, not a curated record. Gene Ontology annotation, biological process: phosphatidylinositol-mediated signaling; positive regulation of cation channel activity. Lineage: Eukaryota; Metazoa; Chordata; Mammalia; Rodentia; Muridae. The coding region runs from base 130 to 537 and encodes 135 amino acids. The transcript is spliced from 2 exons.
AGCUGGGAUGAAGGACUUGAGCAGAAACUCGUUGCCAGUUUCCUCUGUGCAUGAGAGCGACUGAGUCCCAGGUUCCCCAUCUUCCCCUGGGACGUCGUGCACAGUAUCCAUUCUUGAACAGCCACGACAAUGGAGGUGCUCCCCAAGGCCCUGGAGGUAGACGAGAGGUCUCCAGAGUCCAAGGACCUGCUGCCCAGCCAGACAGCCAGCUCCCUGUGCAUCAGCUCCAGAAGUGAGUCUGUCUGGACCACCACCCCUAGAAGCAACUGGGAAAUCUACCACAAGCCCAUCAUCAUCAUGUCAGUGGGGGCUGCCAUUCUGCUCUUCGGCGUGGCCAUCACCUGCGUGGCCUACAUCUUGGAAGAGGGGCAGAAGGUUGUGCAAGUCCUCAGGAUGAUAGGGCCUGCCUUCCUGUCCUUGGGACUCAUGAUGCUGGUGUGUGGGCUGGUGUGGGUUCCCAUAAUCAAAAAGAAGCAGAAGCAAAGGCAGAAGUCCAACUUCUUCCAAAGCCUCAAGUUCUUCCUCCUGAACCGCUGAUGACUGGUUGUCCAGAAGAUCUGCAGAUCAAUAAGCAGCCUCCUACCUUCUCUGCAGGUACCACGAAGCUGACUCAGGCAAACCCUCCUCUUGGCCCUUUAGGCGGGAUAGAGCU